UCAUGGACCAGCUAGGCUAUGGUGAUUCUCGGCUCAGAAAAACUAUGCACACGUUUGCUGAUAGUUCUAUCAGGUAACCAAGGCACCCUUCCGCUCGGAUGGAACUCAUCCUUCCUCAACGCUGCGCUCGCACAGAAUGCAACACCCUCCCGAUAUUGGUCUUUGUGGCCGGGAAGCCGCUCAAUCGACUACAGCGUGCCUGGAGAGCUUGUGGUCGGAGGCAUCGAUGUGACACGGUUUGAACCUCAGAAUGUUGCUACCUUCCAAUCCACAUCGAGCUGCACACUCUGUCCCAUUGUUACCGGCUUGACGUGGGAUACCGAUAAUGGCUCUGUUAACAUCUUCUCUAAUGCCUCGGAGGCUCUUCAGAUAUCGUUGCAACCUGCUAUUAACUAUCUGACUGUCACCCCGGAUAUGUUCGCCAAUUUCGCCAACGCUACAGGGGCUUCCUUGACUCUGGAUCCCGGCGUGCUAGCAUACGAUGCAGCUCAGCCACCUGUGGGUAAUCUGACCGUCACCUUACGUGGUGGCUACCAGACACAGAUCACAUCUGCAGAUCUUUUCGUUUAUCCCAGAGGCUACAUCAAUGGAACCUACUCGGUCACCAACAGUACCUUCUUACUGGCAGAAAUGGUAGCUCAAAACAAUACCGGAUACGUAAAGAACUGGGGUGUACCUUACCUGACUUUCAACUACCUCAUGGUGGAUUAUGCCAGAAGCCAAUUUCAAUUGGCCCCAGCCAUUCGCACCGAUUUUAGCAGUCAAGGAGGUGGUUAUGAACUCUCUGCCGUUUGUGAUCCGGUCACAACGGUGACUUCAACUCCAGUGUCAUCGUCACCAGUACCUCCAGUGACAAUUACAUCCUCCACAUCAAAGUCGAGCUCUCCCAAGAGUGGCAAUAACACUGGGGCUAUCGUUGGUGGGGUAGUCGGCGGCGUCUUGGGCCUGGCUUUGAUACUUGGAGGCCUAGCACUGUUGUUCUAUCGCAGUCGCAAACAGAACAAGACGGCCUCUGUAACUCCACGCGAGCAGAUGGCUCAACCGGAGCGGGUGUCUCAAUACACAGCAUAUACCGGGACCACCCCCAGGGGAGCCUAUGAGGUUGAUAGCACGACCAAGUCCAAUCCCGAGGUCGAAAAUUGGAUCAAUUCUGCCGGAAGUGAUGCGAUGCCAUCCGCAACCUUCAACAGUCCUCCACAUCCACUAGAAAUGCCUUCUGAGCACUACUAACGGUCGGUCCAAGUCCGAAAGAAGUCAUCAAUCCGCAAAACAAAAAAUGAUCUCGUCGAGUUGCGGAAGUGUUCGCUGGUAUGCUGCCGAUCAGACUCGCCUGGUCAAUGAACGAAGGUUUCUCACGUUGAGACUAUCGCUGGCGCAAUUUGUCCUUUUACCUGCUUUAUUAAGGACGCAGCAUUCACUCAUUGUCGUGAUUGGCUACGGUAGCGUUGACGAAAGUUUGGGACGGACUAUAUAUUGAUGCGCUCUAAUUAAAUA
Exophiala viscosa is the source of this 1494-nucleotide messenger RNA. RefSeq lists its product as uncharacterized. Lineage: Eukaryota; Fungi; Ascomycota; Eurotiomycetes; Chaetothyriales; Herpotrichiellaceae. The transcript has 2 exons. The record is from RefSeq and is a predicted model, not a curated record. The coding region runs from base 19 to 1230 and encodes 403 amino acids.